This is a messenger RNA of Acytostelium subglobosum LB1, 1635 nucleotides long. RefSeq lists its product as hypothetical. The transcript has 3 exons. Lineage: Eukaryota; Evosea; Eumycetozoa; Acytosteliales; Acytosteliaceae. Gene Ontology annotation, molecular function: chloride channel activity. Gene Ontology annotation, biological process: chloride transmembrane transport. The coding region runs from base 1 to 1635 and encodes 544 amino acids. The record is from RefSeq and is a predicted model, not a curated record.
AUGACAAUAGAGGAGGAGAGGAGGAAUGAUGGACAGGACGUGCCAUUGGACAAUCGAGGCGCAUAUCAUGGUGAGGCAACACUCGCCCCACCAGACGACUUGCACCACCGAUCGAUAAUGUACUUGAGGACACCAUCAGACGACUAUCUACACUAUGAGGACAUGACUAAUGGACAAAAGUUCCUCGAGAAUGUAUUCGGAUACACAGUGGCAAACAGGAAGGCAAAGAUACCGUCUGGCUACGACGUGGCAUACACCGAGAGUGGACAGCCACACUUGGUGCCAACGAUGGCCGAAGCCAUGGACGCAACAGACAUCGCGGCGAUGAACGAGCACGUGAACCACGGUCUGACCAUGCGCUGUUCAAUGCGCCAGAUCGAGGAGACCUUUGGCACGGGCAUCUACCUCUACUUUGACUUUGUCAAAUUCUGCAAUUGGACCAACCUGCUGCUGUUGGCCGUCGUGUUGGUCAACGUCGUGCCACAUCUCUACUAUGAGGACACAAUCGGUCAGUUCAAGGGCUUCCGCGCCAUCGACUACGUGAUGGUUGCCAUCAACUUGCAGUCCUAUAUCGACGCGCGCUCACGAGCUUUUUACUACUGGAGCUCGGUGGCGGCCAUUGGUCUCACAUUCCUCAUGGGUCCAGUCUACGCACUCAAAGUUCAUCGAUAUUUCAAGAAUCGCAACCUGACCGACUUUGAAGAUGGCUUUGACGACGACAACGAGAUCAAGGGAAACCAGUUGGUGUCACGCACAUCCCGUCUAGUCCGCUUCAUCACCUCUUACGCAAUAUUUGUAAUACUAAUCAUAUCAUCAGCCGUAUGCAAUCUCUAUGUCAUACGCAUCAUCAACUCUCAUCCAUUCCUCACUGGACUACUGACUACAUCACUUGUAUCAUCGAUCGUCAUUCGAUUCUUCAAUGUUAUAUAUGACUUUUUGUGUUUGUACUUGACAAAGCUGGAGAAGCAUCGCACUUGGACCAACUUCCGUACACACAACACACUGAAACUCUACGUGUUCAAGGUGGUCAACGUAUUGGUACUAUACCUACUCCGCAGUUGGGUAUUCUCAUCAUACACCUACGAGAUCAUAUACGACGCAUGUCCACUUGUAGACGUUGGAUCACAAUUCCUCCUUAUCCUAUUACUAGACUUGACUCUGCAGAACGUUUGGGAGAUUGUUUACUCAUGUGGAAUGGCUGCGAUUGGAAAGUGCAUUGGCAAGCGUGGCAAGAAGUCCACGGAUAGCUAUAGGCCAGAGUUUGACUUGGCAGAGGAGUAUCUGGAGAUAUUGUACAGACAGCUGAUAGUGUACCUCGGUUUGACGAUCUAUCCACUGGUGGCACUGCUCGGUGUGCUGUGUGGCAUCGUAGAGAUAUACGUUGACAAGUUUAGAAUGCUCAAGGUGUGUCGUAGACCACACCGCAUACAUGGCUCGAUGAAGAAAUUCCUCACCAUGUACCUUUUAAUGACGGCUGCUGUUGCUGUGGCCACCUUCCCCUACGGCUCUGGCUGGGUACUCUUUGAGAUGGGUCUAGAGCGCGGUCAACUACACGACAAAUGUCCAUUCCUGUUCUCACGUCAAGAGGGUUCCCAUUUGAUCAUCCCAUUGACCAACACGACAAUCCCAAUAUAG